Molecule: messenger RNA, 1530 nt
Organism: Lodderomyces jiufengensis
Lineage: Eukaryota; Fungi; Ascomycota; Pichiomycetes; Serinales; Debaryomycetaceae
Exons: 1
Coding region: 1-1530 (509 amino acids)
Source: RefSeq, a predicted model, not a curated record
AUGGAUAAUACAACGAAGCAUGUGGACGUCAAGGAGGUGCUAGAGACUUUAUUUACAGAUACAGACAAAUUGACAAACUCUUCAGAUACUACAAACUUAAAUAAUCACCAGAACCAAUAUCCAGAAUCAAUCUUACAAAAUUCAAAUAAAGGUAAUAAACUAUAUAAUUCUUUCCAAAGUUAUUCACCUCAAUUUGUGAAUACGGAACCAAGUUUAAUUAACAAGUCUCUGGUAAUACGAUGGCCCAAUUCCAAUCUAGAGACAGUUCAACAUCUAAUAUUAAAUCACUGGUUAGAACAAAAUUCAACAUCAACCUUAAAUUCAAAUAAUUCACAAGACAAAUCUAAAGUAUCAAAAUUAACAGCAACAAGAGGUCGAGCGAAUAAAUUAUUUACGUGGGCUUCCAGUGAUGAAUAUGUUGAAAUGAGAAAGAAACAAUUGAAUAAAUUACGAAGAGGAAGUGGGGUAUCUGAUCACUCAAAAUCACAAAUUAAUAACGACAAUGACCAUAAAGCUUCAGAAACCGACAUAAAAUCACAAGCAUUACAAACACUGCUAAAACUCAAAUUUAAUAAAGAUAAAUCACUAAACAAAUUAUCACAAAUAGUAGAGAACGAAUCGAAUAAAUUUAUACAUUUAAGAAUUCAAAAAAUAAGACUACAUCAUAGUGAACAAAUUGAAAAACAAAUUAAUGAAAGAAAGAAAAAAGAUUAUGAACUUUAUCUCAAGAAAUUAAAAUUAAAAGAAGAAGAAUAUGAAAAAUCAUUAAGACAAGAAACUGCACAAAGUAACUCAAAGGGUAACUUUUUUGGAAAUUUAUUUGGAUUCAAUGCCACAACUACUACAUCAAAUGAUAAACCAGAAACUAUUGAACCUGAUAUCGAUACCGGCAGUAUAAAAAAUGGACUGACGAGUAGUAAUAAGUCAAAAAGAUCCACUUUAUUUGGAAUGCAAUCAUUAUUUUCAAGUAAUAGUAAUAAAGAUAAUCUGUCAAGUCCUAAAAAGAACACCACUACAGUGUUUGAUGCUGACGAUCGAUCAGAUACUCAAUCUAUAGCUGGACUGAAUCUUGAAAAUUCAAUUGUGUCGGAUAAUAAUGGAAAUGAACCAAAUGGUGAUAAGAAGAAGAGUACAGAGAAUGAGACAAAAUUGGAGAGCUCGCUUGAAAUGUUGAAUAUAGAUGAUAUGGAAAAUCUACGAUCAAAUGGUGUCACGACUCCAAAUAAUAAUUUCAAAAAUUAUCAUGACAACUCGGAUAAUGAAGAAGACAAAGUUGAAAAUAACGAUGAUGAGUUUACUGAUUUCACAAUGGCUACCAAAACGAAUGGAGUUAAUGGAAAAACCCGUACUGAUACUAAAACUUCGCAUAAUUUUUUCUCCAUCGAUCAAGCUCAGCUGCAGAGUGGUUCUGGUAAUCAUGAGGAACUUAUAGAUUUAUUUGAUGAUAGACCACCAUCUAAAUCAGCUACUCCUCCUGUCAUAAGAUCACCUACUGCUUUCGAUAAUGAAUUAAAUUUACUUGAUUUAUAG